Messenger RNA from Aspergillus neoniger CBS 115656, 1820 nucleotides. RefSeq lists its product as uncharacterized. The transcript has 7 exons. The coding region runs from base 324 to 1820 and encodes 498 amino acids. NCBI's taxonomy places the organism in Eukaryota, Fungi, Ascomycota, Eurotiomycetes, Eurotiales, Aspergillaceae. The record is from RefSeq and is a predicted model, not a curated record.
UUUUGCGACCCUCUCAUUGCAUCAUGGUCGAACAAAUCUUUGACCAUUCACCAAUUGUGCUCUGACUGCUGGCUAGGCGGUCUAGCUCUGGAACUGGCCAGCCCCUUUGGAUACGACACUGCCUUGGCAGAAAGCUACGCAUCGCUCACCUCCAGUUGUAAUGCCACCAUGGACACGUAUGCCACGCCAACACAAUAUGCCAUUAAUGCCACAGCAUCGAUUAGCUCAACAAAUGUCCCGGCAUCUGCAUCUUCAACUUGUACAGUGUCAUAUAUGGUUCAGUCGAGCGAUGAUUGCAAAUCUGUGGCGCUGGACUUCACAUCAUGUCCACUGACAGUCUCUUAUAUAUGAAGGACCUGGAUCUGUACUGUCAUAAUUGGGCCGAUACGGUGGUCAAUUCAACUAUAUGUAUGCCACCGACAUGUGACACCUAUGUGUGGCAAAUGCAAGAAACUUGUGACAAUGUCGUCAGUAGGCUCGCCAAUGUCACAGUGCCACAGUUCCUAGCAAGGAACCCCAACUUCAACGCCCUUUGUCGGAACGCAUACACUGUUGUGGAAGGCGACACCUGCAGCGCAGUCUCAGUUGUCAACUCAAUCUCGCUGACAGACUUCUACUUUUUGAGUCCCGAAAUUGAUGCCAACUGUACAAAUCUCGAGCUUGGUCAGGCGUACUGCAUCACUGCCGUAGGCAAUAUCAAAACCUACUCUGGCUAUCCGAUAACCACGCCCUGGAUCACCGUGCCGACAGCAAGCUUUUCUGCCGUCGAUACAUCGAUUCCCAUAAUAACCAGCGACCCGGGAUUUAUUUACACACCCAGGUACCUCCCCGCCGCACCGGGGACCAUCAGUAACUGCCAAUCCUACGUGAAUUAUGACAAUACAACCUCCAAUCUCAAUUCUUGUAUUUUUAUCGCAUACGCAUAUGACGUCACAACUCACAACUUGUUAUCGUGGAACCCUAGUCUUGACACAAACUUGACGACAUGUGCCUUGCAACCUGGAUACAGUUACUGUGCUUUACUCAAUAGUACUUAUUCAGUAAUCAAUGGUGAUUACACUGACAACGAGCGCGACUCAUUAUGCCUACCAAUUAGUGCAACAGAGUCAAUCACGGUGGUGAACUGCAAUUGCUUCACGCAGAUCUACGGGUACUUGGUUGGAGACUACCAAUGUGAAGACAUCGAGUCUGAUUUCAACAUCACAGCAACCGAACUGAAAACAUGGAACCCCUGGCUUAGCGGCAACUGUGAUACUGCUCUUUACGCGAAUAUCACCGGUAACGACCUCCGCGCCGUUUGUGUUGGGGUAGGCUCUAGCUCGUCUAUCACCACUACUGCAACUACGGCUACUACUACAACAAAAACAGCCGAAUCUGCAGCACCAACCCAAACAGGUGUCAUCACUGGAUGUCAGGAGUUCUUCAUUGUUAAAUACGGAGAUGACUGCUCAACCAUGGAGGCUGAGUUUGGAGUCACCCUAGAAGAGCUCUAUGAAUGGAAUCCAAUUGGACCUACCUGUACAAACCUGUGGCUUGGUUAUGCAUAUUGCGUCAAUGGGCCUGUACCAACAACAAUAGCACCAGUCAGCAUUUCUCCAACAAAGACGGGAAGUGUUAGUAACUGCAACAAGUACCACACAGUGUUGGACCACGACUCAUGCGCCGCCAUUGAGAGUGAGUAUGACAUUACCUUCGCGCAACUUUAUGACUGGAACCCAGAAAUUGGGUCUGAUUGCCGGACGCUUGUCAUAGGCGAUGCUGUUUGUGUGGGUAUUAGUUCCGAAUCGCUGUUUUCUGGAUGCCAUCCGACUGAGACUUGA